CAGCUCUACGUCACUCUAUUCUCGUACUUGUGCAGACGACACUUGCUAUCUUGACCCGAACACGUUGAGACUCCGUAUCUUUGGAGCGAAAAUGAUAGCUAAUACAGUGUCUCCAUUCACUGCUCGCCGUUCGCCGUCCGAACGUUCCUGCGCUGAGUGGAGGAGCAUAUGAGAGAUCUCCCAAAGUACUUUCCUUCCCAUUCAAACGUGCAAGACGACAUGUCCACAGGUUCUAUUCACAAAGAAGACAUUUCAGUACAUCCAGAGGAAGUCUCGAGCCCACCGGUUUAUCGUCCGGAGGUUGAUACGUCUUCUGUGGACGAACGACGCCUUUUACGGAGGAUCGACUUGCACGUUGUGCCGUGGCUCGCAGUUCUUUACCUACUGAACUUCUUAGAUCGGGGAAACAUUGGAAAUGCAAGGUUGUACCACAUGCAAGAUGAUCUUCAUAUGACGGACCGACAGUAUCUCAUUGCUUUGACUGUGUUCUUCUUCCCAUAUGCGUUGUUUGAGCCCCCGAGCAAUGUCGCACUCAAGAAAUUACGACCUGCCCGCUGGUUGUCUUUUAUCAUGCUCGUUUGGGGAAUAGCCAUGACCAUGCAUGGGCUGGUACACAACUACGCAGAACUCGUUGGCUUGCGUGUCCUUCUGGGCCUAGCUGAAGCAGGUCUAUAUCCUGGCGUUGUAUUUUACAUGUCCUGUUGGUAUAAACGUGCCGAACUUGGUACCAGAGUUGCAGUUUUCUUUUCCUCUGCUACCGUAGCAGGCGCAUUCAGUGGUCUGUUGGCUGCCGCAAUAUCCAACAUGGACGGCAUAGGUGGGAAACCAGGUUGGGCUUGGAUUUUCAUCCUCGAGGGGCUCCUCACUGUUGUCUGUGCCAUCGCGUCUUUCUGGAUCUUGCAAGAUUUCCCGGACACGGCGAAAUUCUUGAAUGAAACAGAACGUGUAUGGGUCGUGCGUCGGCUGCAGAACGAUAUGAAAUACAGUGCUGGCGGAGAAUCGUUCAAAAUGAAGUAUGUCUGGCAGAGUCUUGCGGACUGGAAAACUUGGGUGGCAAUGGGUAUUUACAUGGGCUUCGAUGGACCACUGUUUGCUUUCUCUCUAUUCACUCCAACAAUCAUCAACCAGCUCUCCAUGACGUCCGAACAAAUGACUGAUACAAGGACAGGCUUCCAAGCAACUGCUGCUAACCUCUUAUCAGUCCCUGUAUAUGCAUGGGCAUGCUUGAUAACAGUGGUGAUUGGAUUUCUCGGAGACCGUAUCGGUAAUCGAGGUUAUAUCAACAUGGUGCUCUUCGGAACCGGCUUGGUGGGUUACGUUAUUCUGAUAGCCUCGACCAAUCCUGCCUUGUCUUACUUUGCUGUAUACUUGGCUGCAUCCUCGAUCUACCCUACGAUUCCAAAUUCAGUAGCUUGGGUAUCAGGUAACGUCGAAGGGUCAUAUAAACGAAGCGCAACGCUAGGCAUGGCCAUCGGAUGGGGUAAUCUCAAUGGGGCCGUUACUUCCAAUAUAUACCGAGCGGUCGAUAAGCCGUGGUAUAGACUGGGCCAUGGUAUCGUCUUGGCGUACAUCGCCAUUGGUUGGAUUAGCUCCCUAAUACUUCUACUAUACCUGCGAAGAGAGAAUGCUCUAAGGGAAGCAGGCCAUAGAGACGAGAUCAUUGAGGGUAUGGACAACAAGCAUGCACAUGAACGGAAUGGACGUUUCGAUAGCGUGGAAGACGCUCGUAAGGAGAAGGGAGACCUGUGGAGUGGUUUCCGUUACACGCUGUAGAAAUAUGAUAGCAUGAAUAUUGUAUAAUAAAGUUCUGACAUCGCCAUACUGAGUUAGUCUGAUUCUAAACGCGCCCUUCAAACCGUUGCAACCACUUUCGGGCUUAGCCGAAGAAUAUUCAGAGUCCGCAACGCGUCCAACUGCUUGCAGCCACAGACGCGUUCACCCUCGUCUCGUAUAGACUUUAUCAAUGAGCCUGUAUUUAUGACGAUCACAUCUAGACCACCUACAUUCAAAUUUUCAUCAAGUGAAGGUCACUUGCUCUGUUUAUCAAUCCUUGCGAAAAUGUCGUUACCGUAUGAACCACAUGACUACCAGCUUGAAGGUGUAUGCAAAGCAUUGGAUGGCAUCGACAUCUUGGCUGUGAUGCCUGCGGGAUCCAGCAAGACUGGCUUUCUCACUAUGUACAUGCUUGUGAUGCAAGCAAUCGCGUCGGACCCUUCUUUGUGUCCACAAAGGUGCAUGAAGAAGUGAGCACUCAUGAUCGUUGUCUGCCCAACGAAGGCCCUUGAACAUGACAUGGAGUGCAAGUUGAAGUUGAUCAGCUUGUCAGUGCUGGUAAUCAACGGCGAUACGGUCG
Messenger RNA from Somion occarium, 2353 nucleotides. The record is from the annotation of a GenBank genome assembly. Lineage: Eukaryota; Fungi; Basidiomycota; Agaricomycetes; Polyporales; Cerrenaceae.